This is a messenger RNA of Ylistrum balloti, 1268 nucleotides long. RefSeq names its product laminin subunit alpha-like. Lineage: Eukaryota; Metazoa; Mollusca; Bivalvia; Pectinida; Pectinidae. The transcript is spliced from 9 exons. The coding region runs from base 33 to 1268 and encodes 411 amino acids. The record is from RefSeq and is a predicted model, not a curated record. Gene Ontology annotation, biological process: cell adhesion.
CUGCUGCUGAAAAGAAGCUUGAAGAGACUGACAUGGACUUACAGGAAAGGCUCGAGGAUGCAACCUUCAACACAGACAAGGUGGAAGACACAAACCAGGAGUCAAAAGACCAACUCGACAAUGUCAACUUUCAACUGCCCUCACUGGAAACCGGAAACGUUGGGCAGAGGGCUCAAGAUGCCAUAAUGCAAGCAGAAGAAGCAAGUGGUAUGACGAAGGAUGCCGGUAACAAGGUCAAUGACAUCAUUCGAAAGUUGCCGUCAAACAAAGCCAAGGUCGAGCAACUCAUCAAUGAUUCCACAAAGACCAAGAAAAACACCCAAUACGCUGAUCAGCAGACUCAGGAUGUGAAAGAGAAAGUGCCGCAGAUCAUGGACUUGAUCGAGCUGGUGGGAACACAAUCUAGGAAUGUUCGUAGUCUUCGGGACAGUGUUAUGGGCAACAUCACUGAUCUCCGUGAGAAGAUUAUACUAGCCCGUGAUGAGGCAAACAGGAUCCGAGUUGGAAUGGAGUUCCUAGGAAACACAACAGUUGCCCUUAGAAAUCCACCAGAUGUUGACUUGGCUGGGUCAUACAGUCGCUUUACCACUUACAUUCGUACCCAACAAAGUGAUGCCCUGCUGGCUUACAUCGGUGAAGAAUUCAUCCCUGAACGAUCUGCUGAAGACUUCUUGGCCUUGGAGCUUCGCGAUGGCCGAGUAAUGUUUAAGUAUGACCUGGGGUCAGGACCAGCAGAAAUCAGUCAUCCAUGGAGUGUCAACGACAACAAGUGGUAUAAGGUUGUGGUAGAGCGGAUUGGUAAGACGGGUACACUGACAGUCAAGCGUGAUGUAGGUGUUGGGGUGGAGAGCGUGAAGGCUAGUGGUAAUUCCUCUGGGAUCUUUACUGUAUUAGAGCUUAAGCCUGUCACAACAAAGUUCUAUCUUGGAGGUGUGCCUAGUACAUUUAUGCUGCCUAGAUCAGUGAUGGGUUCAAACUACUAUGAGGGCGCAAUGGAGGGUGUGGCCUUUGACAGCCAGCCAAUGGGAAUCUGGAACUUUGUGUAUGGUGAUAAUAAUUACGUUGGUGCUGUAGAGAGGAAUGUACUGGUGGAAGAAAAGUCCAAUGGCUUUAGUUUUAACGGUAAUGGCUGUGCCAUUGUGAGUGCCAAGGAGAUUAAUUUCCGUCCCCAACAGAAGGCUACCAUUAUCCUGCAUUUCAAGACUUAUGCCAGUAAUGGACUUCUCUUCUUUAUUGGGAAGGGACGCGACUUCAGCUCAUCGAAUUAA